This is a messenger RNA of Aspergillus fijiensis CBS 313.89, 1514 nucleotides long. RefSeq names its product metallophosphatase domain-containing protein. Gene Ontology annotation, molecular function: hydrolase activity. The record is from RefSeq and is a predicted model, not a curated record. The transcript has a single exon. NCBI's taxonomy places the organism in Eukaryota, Fungi, Ascomycota, Eurotiomycetes, Eurotiales, Aspergillaceae. Bases 151 to 1326 code for a protein of 391 amino acids.
CGACUCCAUCCGAUUACACAAUUACUUGCAGAACUGGCUGAGACAAAAACAGCCAUGGACUAGUCAACUCAACUUACUCAUGUACUCACCUUGAAUGCACCUCAUCUUGACUCAAUCUACCCACCUACGCUCCCUCAUCUACCUCCAACCAUGUCCUCCCCCUUCCACCCCCGCCCAUUUACCGACUACAUCAUCUUCUCUCCUCUAGCCGCCUUCAUCUACCCCGUGCACCACCUCCUCAAUCGACUCCGCGGACCACCACGACUACCACCCCCGAACGCUCGUCCGAUCCGCGUCGUCUGCAUCUCCGACACGCACACACUGGAAUGGGCCGACAUCCCCGAUGGCGACCUCCUCAUCCACGCCGGGGACCUGAGCAACGACGGCUCGGUGCGCGAGAUCCAACAAGCCGUGAACUGGCUGCGCCGUCUGCCGCAUGCCCAUAAAGUCGUCAUCUGCGGCAAUCACGACAGUUACUUCGACGUGCGGUCGCGCCGCGCGGAAGACCGCGACGACGCAUCGACGACAUCCUCGUUCGCGACCGUCUCCUCCUCGACCGCCUCCCUCCGCUCCCUCCCCUCCGACGACCUCGACCGCAUCGACUGGGGCGACAUCCACUACCUCCAACACAGCUCAAUCACCCUAACCUUCCCCGCCACCUCUCCCUCCCCUCCGUUACCACCAUCAUCAUCAUCAGCAUCAACCACAAACCAAACCACCCCCCUCCUCCACCACCACCACUCCCACAAUAACAACCACCGCCCACGCACGCUAACCCUCUACGGCGGCCCGCAAAUCCCGGCCAUCGCGCCCCUCGGCCCCGAACACGCCUUCACCUACCCCCCGCAACACGACGCCUGGGCCGGCACCGUGCCGACCUCCACCGACAUCCUGAUCACCCACACCCCGCCAGCCGCGCACCUGGACCUCUCCCCGAUCUUCUCGACGGGGUGCCCCGCCCUCCUGGCCGAGGCGUGGCGCGUGCGCCCCGCGCUGCACGUGUUCGGUCACAUCCACGCCGCCUACGGCCUGGAGCGCUGCUACUACGACGAGGCGCAGCGCGCGUGGGAGCGCCUCUGCGCGGCCCGCCGCCCGCGCGCCCGGCUGUCGCGCUUCCGGGCCAUCGUCACCGGCGGGAUCCGGGAUCUGCUGGAUGUGGCGGGCUGGGUGGACGCCGCGCGCGUGGUCGUCUACGGUGUGCUGGGGAUCGUCUGGGCGAAGGUCUGGGGCGGCGAGAAUGCCGGCUGCGGGUGGAUGGUCAACGCGGCGGCCAUGUAUCGCGAUGAAGGGGUGUUGAGGAAUAAACCGCAGGUUGUGGUUCUGUGAGGCGGUUUCUUGGGUGGGGGGGCGGCGGGGGCGAGUUGACGGAGGACUCCAUGUUGUGUGUUGUGAUUCGGGAAGAUUCUAGGUGAGAUGGGAGAUGGAUCAUACGGGGGUUGGGAUUGGGGCUGAUAUCGGGACUGUAUAUAAUUUUGUUUGUUUGCAUAUGGCAGGCAGCCAGCGGGGGGGGGGGG